CAAAAUGAUUUCGCUCACGGAUUCACAAAAGAUUGGGAUGGGACUGACGGGGUUUGGUGUGUUUUUCCUCUUCUUUGGGAUGAUGCUGUUUUUUGAUAAAGCUCUCCUUGCCAUUGGAAAUAUUCUGUUUGUCUCCGGACUGUCGUUCGUCAUCGGCCUCGAGCGUACCUUCAGGUUUUUCUUCCAGAGGCACAAACUAAAAGCCACCAGCUUCUUCCUGGGAGGAGUGUUGGUGGUUCUGCUUGGCUGGCCGAUUGUUGGGGUUGUUCUGGAGAUCUACGGUUUCUUCCUCUUAUUCAGGGGAUUCUUCCCGGUGGCAGUCGGAUUCAUCAGACGAGUGCCCGUGCUCGGGUCUUUGCUCAGCUUACCGGGGAUCAGUGCGCUGGUGGACAAAAUUGGUGAGAGCAACACGAUGGUAUAACAAAGAGGACAGUUUCAGCGUUUCUUACCGUCUCAUGGUGACUGUAUAUUUUGACCAUUGCCAUUCCAGAGCUGUGAAUCCAAACAUUACUCUGCACAAAAGACACACGCAUCUGUGGAUGUCUGACUGACUGUACAUUUAAUUCUAUUAGAGGGAAACUGUUUCUAUCUGACUGCUACUGGAAAACAUUACCAAGAGAUCUUUCUUUUAAGGCUGAAAGCAGUUUCUCUUUUAUGUCAUUCCACUCUGAUAUUUAUGGACUGAUAAUCUGGGACCACUGGAUUAACUCGGAGGACAGUGACAGCAUCUGUGUGCCUGAACAGACACUGAGGGCCUUUUUUUUCCUCCAUGAAGACUUAGUGGAAUUUUAUACUGUAAAAAAA
This is a messenger RNA of Pundamilia nyererei, 804 nucleotides long. RefSeq names its product golgi transport 1Bb (gene golt1bb). NCBI's taxonomy places the organism in Eukaryota, Metazoa, Chordata, Actinopteri, Cichliformes, Cichlidae. Gene Ontology annotation, biological process: retrograde transport, endosome to Golgi; endoplasmic reticulum to Golgi vesicle-mediated transport. Bases 5 to 421 code for a protein of 138 amino acids. Gene Ontology annotation, cellular component: membrane; endoplasmic reticulum. The record is from RefSeq and is a predicted model, not a curated record. The transcript has 5 exons.